UAAUCCCACUUGGACAUGAAAACAAAAAACUGAACGGUGAAAAGGGCACAAUAUUUUGACAAUUUGUUGCAGUCACACACGCAAAUUUAAUGCAAUACGAUAAUGUAUUGUAUAAUUUUGUUUUUGUAUGCUCAGAGCUUUGGACUGUCUCAAGCUUUUACAAAACCAAAAAAGGAAGAAACUUCUUCUUUGUCUUCAUGAUUAUGGCGUUUAGUUGCUUCUGGUUGAAGAGAUCCGCAGAGGCACAGGUGCCCCAACAAGAAGUUGAUGCACUCAAAGAAAUAACUAGUACGAUGGGUGUGAAGGAUUGGAGGUUUGAUGCUAAUUCUUGCCAAAUUAUUGGGGUAACACCAGAGCCACCUGAGAAUGCUGAGAGCAGCAUCAACUGUGAUUGUCACUUCGAGAACAACAACACUGUCUGUAAUGUCGUAAAGAUAGUGCUAAAGGGUUAUAGUCUUCCUGGCAUGCUUCCACCUCAACUUGUCAAACUUCCUCAGCUCCGAGAAAUUGAUUUUGCGUACAACUAUCUCAACGGAACAAUACCACUGGAAUGGGCUUCAACACAAUUAACUUUUAUCUCUGUUCUUGUGAAUCGCUUAUCAGGGGAAAUUCCAAAGGAGUUGGGAAAUAUUACUACUCUCACAUACCUGUGCCUUGAAGCAAACCAAUUCUCUGGCAUUGUUCCUCCUGAGCUUGGGGAUUUGACCAACUUGCAGACUUUGAUGCUUUCCUCCAAUAAUUUGACAGGGAACUUGCCGAUGGCCUUUGCUGGGCUGAGAAACCUAACAGAUUUUAGGAUAAAUGAUAACAAAUUCAGAGGAAUUAUACCUGAUUUCAUACAGAAUUGGAAACAACUGACAAGAUUAGAAAUGCACGCAAGUGGACUCGAGGGACCUAUUCCACCGAAUAUAUCUCUUCUGAAUAAUUUACUUCAGUUGAGGAUUAGUGAUAUAGAUGGGCCAAAUCAGGACUUUCCUAUGUUGAGAAACAUGGCGGGCAUAGUAAGAUUGGUUUUGAGAAAUUGUAAGAUUUCUGGGGAGAUCCCUGCAUACAUCUGGACAAUGAAACAACUGGAGAUGUUGGAUGUCAGUUUUAACAAACUGGUUGGGGAACUUCCACCUAGUAUAAAGUUAGAGCGCCUGAGAUUCCUCUUUUUAACUGGCAACUUGCUAAGUGGAAAUGUGGGAGACUCGGUCUUGAAGGAAGGAAGUAAUAUUGAUCUUUCAUACAAUAACUUCACAUGGCAAGGCCCUGAGCAACCAGCUUGUCACGAAAACAUGAAUUUAAACCUUAACUUGUUUCGAAGCUCUUUAAUUGAUGAUGAUGUUAGUAGAAGGCAAGAUCCUCAUUGCUCGAAGAAUUUCAACUGUCCACGAUAUUUGAAUUGUAUGCAUGUCAAUUCUGGUGGAAAGGAUGCAACCAUCAAGGAGAAUAAAACAAAUUUUGUAUAUGAAGGAGAUGGUGAUGUUGAAGGUGGUGCUGCAGAAUACUUUAUUAAUGGCAACAGUUAUUGGGGAUUUAGUAGCACUGGAGACUUCAUGGAUGAUUUUGAUUUCCAAAACACACGUUACACUGUGUCUCCGCCAUUAUCAAAUAUCUCUGAAUUGUAUACAACAGCACGUAGAUCUCCUAUAUCACUUACUUAUUUCCAUUAUUGCUUAGAAAAUGGGAACUACACUGUGAGUCUCCAUUUUGCAGAAAUACAGUUCACAAAUGACAAGACAUAUAACAGUCUUGGGAAGCGUAUAUUUGAUAUCUACAUUCAGGAAAAAUUAGUGUGGAAGGAUUUCAAUAUUGAAGAUGAUGCUAGUAUUGCUCAGAAGCCAGUAAUAAAACACGUAUCUAACAUUAGUGUGGUAAACAAUGUCUUAGAGAUCCGAUUCUAUUGGGCUGGUAAAGGAACGACGAGAAUCCCUAAUAGUGGAGUUUAUGGUCCCCUUAUAUCAGCUGUUUCUGUGGUUUCCGAUUCCAAAUUUUGUUCAAAUGGUGGAACCAAGCGAAAUGUUUAUAUCAUUGCUGGUGUUUCAGUUGGAGCAUUAUUCUUGUUACUCUUUAUAGUGGGAAUCCUUUGGUGGAAAGGCUGUUUGUGGAGGAAGAAGGGGAGAAAAGAAGAUAUUAAAGGACUAGAGUUGCAGACAGGAACUUUUACCUUAAAACAAAUAAAAGCUGCCACUAAUGACUUUGAUUCUGCCAACAAAAUUGGAGAAGGUGGUUUUGGUCCUGUAUACAAGGGUCAAUUACCUGAUGGUACUGUCAUAGCAGUUAAACAGCUCUCAUCUAAAUCAAAGCAAGGAAAUCGUGAAUUUCUAAAUGAAAUAGGCAUGAUUUCUUGUGUGCAACACCCAAAUCUGGUGAAGCUUCAUGGAUGCUGUAUUGAAGGGGAGCAAUUAUUGUUGGUCUAUGAGUACAUGGAAAAUAAUAACCUUGCCCGUGCAUUAUUUGGUCCAGAAAUCAAUCAGCUUAAACUGGACUGGCCUACAAGGCUUAAGAUAUGUAUUGGGAUAGCAAGAGGCUUAGCUUUUCUCCAUGAAGAAUCAAGAAUCAAGAUUGUUCACAGAGACAUCAAAGCUACUAAUGUGUUGCUGGAUGGUGACUUAAACCCUAAAAUAUCUGACUUUGGAUUGGCUAAACUUGAUGAAGAGGAGAAGACCCACAUUAGCACCAGGGUAGCUGGAACCAUAGGAUAUAUGGCACCAGAAUAUGCAUUAUGGGGUUAUUUGACCUACAAAGCAGAUGUUUAUAGUUUUGGAGUUGUGGCCUUAGAAGUUCUCAGUGGAAAGAGCAACAAUAAUUAUAUACCAAGUGACAAUUGUGUUUGCCUUUUAGAUCAGGCCUGCCAUUUGCAACAAACUGGAAACUUGAUGAAGCUAAUUGAUGAGAGCUUGGGGUCAGAGGUCAAUGCAAAAGAAGCAGAAAUUUUGGUUAAAGUAGCUCUUCUGUGCACAAAUGCAUCCGCAUCACUUAGGCCUACCAUGUCUGAAGUCGUAAGUAUGCUUGAAGGGCGAAUGACUGUUCCAGACAUGAUUCCUGAACCAAGUACCUAUAGUGAUGAUCUAAGGUUUAAGGCUAUGAGAGACCUUCAUCGACAAAGGGAAAAUCAUAGUUUGAGCAAAAGCCAAACCCAAACCCAAAAUUCAACAACAAUCCAUACAUUCUCCUCUCCCACUGUAUCUAGCCAAGAUUUUUAUGAAAUCAAUCCAGAAUCUAGUACUGUUUAGAGUGAUGAGCAUUCCGAUUAGUUCCUCAUUGAGCAUAGUGUUUAUUCUUUAACUCUAUACCUGACUUCUUGUGGCUAUUACUAAAGCUUCAUCUAUACACAUGGACAUGAUUUGGCAUGAUAAAUCAUCCGGGAAAAAUUUAAAGUAGGGAUGCACUAAUAUAAUGUAAUUAUUUCUGUAUAAAUGUUUUUUAGGAUAGAGAGGGAAUAUGUAGGGAUUUAUUUAUUUUCA
Molecule: messenger RNA, 3449 nt
Organism: Quercus lobata
Lineage: Eukaryota; Viridiplantae; Streptophyta; Magnoliopsida; Fagales; Fagaceae
Product: probable LRR receptor-like serine/threonine-protein kinase RFK1
Exons: 25
Coding region: 90-3218 (1042 amino acids)
Biological process (GO): protein phosphorylation
Molecular function (GO): protein binding; protein serine/threonine kinase activity; ATP binding
Source: RefSeq, a predicted model, not a curated record